Alnus glutinosa is the source of this 5528-nucleotide messenger RNA. Its product is annotated as protein MODIFIER OF SNC1 1. Bases 307 to 5193 code for a protein of 1628 amino acids. The record is from RefSeq and is a predicted model, not a curated record. Gene Ontology annotation, biological process: epigenetic regulation of gene expression. The transcript has 11 exons. Lineage: Eukaryota; Viridiplantae; Streptophyta; Magnoliopsida; Fagales; Betulaceae.
CUUUUUCUGUCCCUGUCUCUCGCUUUUUUCUUCUUCUUCUUCUUCUUCUUCUUCUUUCUUCGAUCUGAAACCCCACCGCACUCAAACCUGUGGCUUUCAACAGUGUCGGAGAUCAGAACCUUCUAAAGCGCGAGAGUACGAUCGCGUUAUCAUUUCUCUCUCUCUUGAAGAAACGCGAAAGUUUUUCCCGGUUUUUUUCCUCUCGCUCUCUCGCUAGGGUUUCCGUGAAUCCUUUAGAGCCAUCUUCGUCGCAGCCUCUCAGGUUGUGUCAGGUUGUUUGAAUGAUUGUGCAACACCAGUUGGACUAUGACUUCAAGUAUGUUGGGUGGGGAGAGAAGGUGGGCUCCGGCGUCUACCAGAAGAAGUGGCAUGACUGUUUUAGGGAAAGUUGUUGUUCCAAAACCCUUUAACUUACCAAGUCAAAGGUUAGAAAAUCAUGGUCUGGACCCCAGUGUGGAAAUUGUUCCCAAGGGUACCCAUAGCUGGGGCAGUAGAUCAUCUUCUUCCACCUCAAAUGCAUGGAGUUCUUCAAUGCUUUCUCCAAGAAACGAUGGUGGACCUGGUUCACCUAGCUAUCUUAGUGGCCGUCCUUCAUCUGGUGGAAGCGGCACACGACCAUCAACUGCCAGUAGCGAUAGAGCUCAUGAACCUACUGCUAGUGCAUGGGGGCCAAACUCUAGGCCCUCAUCAGCUUCUGGCGCAUUGACAUCUAAUCAGACAUCCCUGACAUCAUUGCGUCCUCGCAGUGCAGAAACUAGACCUGGUAGCUCACAGUUAUCCCGGUUUGCUGAACCAUUGCCUGAAAAUCCAGGGGCAUGGGGUGCUGCUGGGACUGCAGAGAAACUGGGAGUAACAGCAGCCAAAAAUGAUGGGUUUUCUCUGACUUCUGGAGAUUUUCCAACACUUGGUUCGGAGAAAGAUAAUUCUGGAAAGAAUGAAUCACAAGACCACAGUUCUCAUGGUCGUCCUGGCUCGUUUUCUGGUGAAGUAGGGCCCCCAAAAGAGAGGAAUGGGACUUCUGUAGUUGGUGAUGUUUCUGUAAAUGUAGAUGUGAAAAUUGGUAAUAAUUCUUGGAGAAGAGAUAGCCCUCCUUACGGUGAAGAUGGAGUCACGUCCAGCGUGGAGAGGUGGCAGGGCAAUCCCCAACCAUACCCUAAUCCUAGUAUUCCUCCUCAACAUUAUGAAGCUUGGCAUGGUCCUCCAGUAACUAAUCCUCCAAGUGGUGUUUGGUUCAGACCUCCAGGAGGUCCUCCAUAUGGAGCUCCUGUUGCUCCUGGUGGCUUUCCCAUGGAACCAUAUUCUUAUUAUCGUCCACAUAUCCCACCUGCUCUUGCCAAUCCACAGCCAGGUCCCCCACCAGGGAGCAGACCAAGGGGACACCAUCCUAAAAAUGGGGACAUGUACAGACCUCAUAUGCCUGAUGCGUACAUUCGCCCAGGGAUGCCAAUUAGGCCUGGGUUUUACCCUGGUCCAGUGGCAUAUGAGGGCUAUUACGGUGGUCCGAUGGGUUAUUGCAGUUCAAAUGAACGAGAUGUUCCAUUUAUGGGAAUGGCACCUGGCACACCUGUUUAUAACAGGUACCCAAGCCAAAAUGGUCCUGAGCCUGGCAAUUCCCAGGGAAGAUCUGGUGGAUAUGGCUCUACUGGCAAAACAUUGGUUUCAGACCAUGUGGAAUCUGGUCAUCCUCAUGAUACUCAAGGACCAUACAAAGUUCUUCUAAAGCAACAGAAUGGUUGGGAUGGAAAGAAUGAAGAAAAAAAAUGGGAGGAUACUACAACCAAUGCCACAUAUGUCGAGAAGGGGGAUCAAGCGGAAAUCUCUUCAUGGGAGAAUGACUGGAGGUCGGAUUACAGAAACAAUGGGGAGAUGGGUUUAAGAAGGAUGGCUCCCGGUCAAGAAAUUUCUAGUCAGACUUAUGACGACCAACAGUCUUAUUCUUCUUCCCCUGUCAAAGUCAAGUCUCCUGAAACUGUGGGAAAUAUGAAGGUGUUUGAUGACAGUUCAGCAAGGAAUUCGGAACGUGCAUCCUCUGGUUUACCAGAGGUUCAAGGACCUGUUUCAGCUGUUCCUAAAGAUUCAACUUUGAUUCGGAAGAUUGAGGGAUUAAAUGCAAAAGUCCGGGCUUCUGAUGGACAUGAUAUUACCUCCAUUACUGGUUGGGAGGAACAAAAGAAUAAAAUUCAUGUUCAUAAUGCCAAGGUUAACCAUUCUGCAAAUGAAGGCGGUAGUGGUUUUGUGCAUACCGCUGGAAUUAAGAAUCGUGCCUCCCAUGAAAUGGGUGUUUCUGCUGGAGAUAAGAGCCUUGAAUCUACAGUUGCUGGUGGAGCAACCAUCUCCAGGAGAUCUACACAUGGCAUGCAAGGCAGAGCUGGUAAUCGUGGUAAAGGAGGGAUCAAUAGCGAAGAGGCUGAUGCUUGGCAUAAACAAAUUCCCGCCUCAGAUUCUCCCAGUGUUGUAUCAACUGCACGCAUCCUAACUAAUUCUAAUGUUCAUGUGCAUGACCGCCACAAAUCUGUUGAGGCUUCUGAAAAGUCUGGGCCAUAUCCUCAAGCAAGGGAAGAGAAAGAAUCUGCUCCCCCUGUGUGUGAUCCAAGUGAUUAUCAGGCACAGCGUACGAAGUCGAGAGAUUAUGAGCAACGUGCCAAACAACUAAGGGAGGAGGAGGAAGAACGGACAAGAAAGCAAAAGGCCAAGGCUAGAGCAAAACUGGAAGAGUUGAAUAGGCGUAAAACAUCAAUUGAAGGUUCAAUGCAUAAGUCAGAAAAUGCUUCAAGUGUUGCUAUCCAGAAUAAGCAAGAAUUGAAUGUAGAUCCUCACAUUAGGGAGGGCAACACCAGUAAAGAUGAACAAUCACCCGUUUUGUCCAAUGAACUACCUCCAGAGAAACCUAUGAGUGCCAAUGAGGAACCUAUAGUGCACAAUCAUUCUGUGUCCUUGCAGCAGGAUGCUGAUGGUGCUGAUGUUGCAUAUCGUACUAAAGCUCCCCACAUUCAUGAUGGUAAUGCCUCAAAGCAUAAGCAUAUGGGCUACAAACAAAAGCAGAAUCUUCUAUCAGAGAAGAGUUCUAAUGAAAAGUCUACUUUCACCAGUACUAAUGAAGCACCAAAUAGUCACGCUGAUGCAGCGCGUAAGGUCACCAUAUCAAUUGGGGGGUUUACCAAUGAAAUUGCCUUGAACUGCGGGUCAAGCCUUUCUGUGAAUGCAAAUGCAAAUGCAGUGGCUGAGUCCGCAUGCUUGCCUGUGAAUGUAAAUUCAGUGGCUGAGUCCUCAAGCUUUCCUGUGAAUUCAAAUGCGGCUGAGUCCUCACGCAUGCCUUUGAAUUCAAAUGCAGCGGCUGAGUCCUCCAUACAUCAGAGAAAGAAGAACAGGAUUGGCAAGAACAAGCACAAAGUGGAGGCUGCAUCAUCUAUGGCUGCUUUACCAUCGUCAGAAUCAAAAGAAACAAAUCUUGUGAAUGCCUCUCUUGAAAGUGGUAAGCCCAAGACUUCUGAGACUGAAUUGGAUCCUAACUUGAUUCAAUCAGUAACAAUUUCCGAAGAUGCAAGUCAGUUAUUGGAGCAUCACUCAUCAUUACCCAGCGAGGAUUCUCAUGGUAGAGUGAAUAACAGCCAGUGGAAAUCUCAGCAUUCUCGCAGGAUGUCAAGAAACCCACAAGUUAAUAGAUCAGCAGAGAAAUUCCACAGUGAUGUUAUUUGGGCACCUGUACGUUCACAGAACAAAGUUGACAGUGAUGAAGCCAGUCAGAAAAUUGUGGAUGAAGCCAUUACUCCAUCAGUGAAGAGUGAUCAUCAAGUGCAGAGUAAUCCCAAAAAUAAGAGGGCAGAAAUUGAGAGAUAUGUACCAAAGCCUGUAGCAAAGGAAAUGGCUCAGCAAGGAAGCAUUCAACAACCAGUGGCAUCUUCAAUCAAUCAGACUACAUCAGAUGAGACUGUUGGGAGUGCAGAUUCCAGUUCUCAAGGCACUGAAAGUACUGAACCUGCUGGCUCGGGUACUGGAAAAGCGGGGCUUGCCUUGGAGCCCAGGAAUGUGGAUGGUAAGCAGAAUAAGCAGGGAAAAACACAUGGAUCAUGGCGGCAACGGGGUUCAACAGAAUCAGUCAGUGGGCAAAGUAUGCAAGAUGGACCUUCUUCAUACCCUGUUCGGAAUGCUAAAAGAUCAAUCGAGGAUAACGAACCUCAGAAGCCUGAUGUGAGUUCAGUGAAAGAGCAACCAAAAUAUUCUGAUGAACAGAAUGCUCCUGAUGGACGGAAAGUUCCCGACAAUUCUGAUUCGGUUGCAGUUACUGUUGUAAAAGAUCAGGGGAUAACAGGCAGAGUAAAGCGGCAUCCGUUUAAGGGACAGAAAGGCAUGGGGCAUAACAGUGAUCUUGAUCAUAAGAGAAUAAACAGUGGGGAGACCAGCAAAAGUAAUACCCAAUCUUCGGCCCAUGAGAUGAGUCAAACAGACUUGCCUACUGCUUCAAAAGAAAAUCGAGGUAUUGGGGAACGUUCAACGGCUCAUUGGCAACCCAAAUAUCAGUCUUUUUCAGCCAAUAAUCAACAAGGAAGCAGAAGCAAUAGUGGUCGAAGUGUAAGUGCUGGAGUUUGGGCGAACAAAAAAGAGUAUACACCCCAGGGUGUAGUACCACAAGCACCACAACAUGACAAGAGAAUCAGUGAAGGUGUAUCUCAGACUCGCCAUGAUCAAUCUCCUUCUGAAAAAAGUGAUGCAGAAGAAGCAUUAAAUGUCGGGCAUGAAGAAGCUACAAGAGGGAGAAAAGUGGGUUCGCUCAAGGGACGGCCACCCUCCCCGAGCCAAGUUCCUGUUGGCCCAGUUGAACAUGCUCCUGCAAGUAUGGAUGUUAGACAUGAGCAACGGUCAUCAUCAGGGUACCGCAGGAGUGGAAACCAAAAUAAUACCCGUUUUGACAGAGGGCAUGAAUCUCGUGGAGAUUGGAACUCAUCUGGGCAAGAAAGCAAACAUCUUCAUGCGCCUGUAAACUGGGAAAGACAGAGACACAGUUCUCAUUUCGAGUACCAGCCAGUUGGUCCAUACAACAAUAACAAAUUGAACAAUGCCGAAGGACUUAAAGAUGGAACUCAUAGUACAGGUCCAAGGUUCAGGGAGAGGGGUCAGAAUCAGUCAAGGCGUGGCGGGGGGAACUUUUAUGGACGGCAAAGAGGCAAUGAUCGAGUAGAUACUGGUUAUGAGUAGUGAGAAUAGAAGUUCUGAAGGCAGCCGUUUUGUUUUGAUUGUAAACAAGUCCGCAAUUUGUGGUGCCUUGAUCCCGCACGUUUCCAGGGAUUGGAGCAAACUUGGUGAUGAUGGCUCGGGGGAAAUAUUCUUAGAGUUGAUGGGAAGUACUUCUAUGUGGUUAAUUUCUUCUUCUCCUAUUAUUGAAGAUGUACCUAAUCUGAACAUUGUAACUUGGUCACGGUUUGUUUGCUGUGGAACCCUUGAUAUGUUUCUUUUAAUCCUUGUAUUUAGUGACCAUUAUCCUUUUUUACUAUGGAACACCGGAGAGGAAUGAAGUGAAGUUUUCUGGUUCA